Messenger RNA from Marchantia polymorpha subsp. ruderalis, 2013 nucleotides. NCBI's taxonomy places the organism in Eukaryota, Viridiplantae, Streptophyta, Marchantiopsida, Marchantiales, Marchantiaceae. The record is from the annotation of a GenBank genome assembly.
CGACGAUGUAAAGCAGCCUCAGUACUGUGAUCAUCACAAAACCUAGCUAGAGCUUCUCUGAUCUCGAAGAUGCCUACCAUCACGAUGUAGCAAAGCUAGGUAGCGAGGGUCAGCGGUCUAGGCAUACGCUUCCUCACGAAAAAAAGAACCUGACGUCGAGACGUGUAUCUUUUAGACAUUCGACUCUCUGAAGUUUGUCUGCUGCUCCUGCUUACAGACGAUUGCGAGUGAACGUCCCUGCUGUUGAGUGGAAGAAAAAUUGCGAGUAGCAGCACUCUGAAUUCUGUACAGUGAGGGUGGGCGGAGUGGAUGCUGCCGUCAAGAAUCUUUGCAUGUAAAUGUAGGAUGAAAAGUAUGUGAAAAGGCCAACUUCAGUCCCACUCUCCUCCACGAAAGGAGAAAAACAUUUGAUUUUCAAGACGCAGUUGAGGCUUGUAUUACACACCGUGUCGGCCGACAAUGGGGAUGAAGCAUGCCAUGAUCAAUUUCAUGAGCACACGGAAGAUCAACAUCGUAAUCCCCAGUCUGGCGCUGUGGGUCAUUGGAGUGCAAAUGGCGCAAGCGCAAGAAAUCCCCUGCAGAAACUGCACUACAAAUGUGGCCACCGAAGAGUUACCAGCCAGCGCUUACUAUUGUGCUCGGCCCCUAGAAGCAGUCAUAUCAGGAUUUCUCGUGACUCUGGCGACCAUAAUGGUGGACGAGUACUUCCUUGGCUGGAGCAGACUGGAGUCAGACCUCUACGUGGCGAAUCCUGAAAAUGAGCCAUACGAGAAGUGGACCCUGGGUCGGUUGCACAUUGCUUUCCUCUAUGGACCUCUGCAUCCAGCUCGUUAUAUGGUAGAGCUGAUUACUUGGGUUUAUCGAAAUUCAUACUUUAGUGAGCAUAUUUCGACUACUGUCAGCAAGCAAGAGAGAGACGCUGCUCGCAUCCUCGAAGGAUGCCCUGUGAUGCUAACCCUCGACGGUCAGUCUCCAAAUUUUGCAGAAAUUGACAAAUUUGAGCGCAGUCAUUCAGAGUACAUCCCGCUAGAUGAGUUACCUUACAUGCGUAACGAUUCUCGAGUGUACUUGGAGUCAUUUACAGUGGGAUCUGGAAAACGGGAAGCAUUCCAAAAAUAUAAGACGAUUCUGUUGAAUAACAGGGGAAAGGAGGCUCUGUUCCGAGCCAAACUUGUUCCUCCGUAUCGCCAGCUUAGAUUCGCCCAGGGAUAUUCUGCGGUUUACAUACUGAUCAUCGGAAUGCAGAGCUUAGGAUAUUUGAGUGCUGUGAUUGUUCGCAUGUUCAACCGCUUAAGCAUAAGUCCGGUAGAGUCUCUUGGAUCCAUGAUUGCCGCCUUAGUUCUCCUCAGAUCAGUUCUCUAUCUCUUCGCCAGCCGAGGCGUUUAUGCCAUCCAAUUUCACCUCGACGCGACCGAAGAAGAACGGCUUCUGGAGGCGAGCCUGGCGACAGACUGGCCUCCAAAUGGUUACUCACAGCAUGGGAAUGAAAGGCUGAUCUGGCCUCCAGUUCUUGCUCUCUUCACCCUAUUCGUCGUAGCAACGUACUCUUACCUCUGGUUUUCUUUUCUUAAGCACUCAGUGUACACUGCGAUUCCAGCAAUUCUUUUCCUCGUCCAUUGGCUCAAAAGCAUGCUUAUCUACGUCAUGAAGACGCUAGAUAUUCUGGAUAUUGACAGCAAUAGAGCACCUUGGUCAUGGGAUCGGUAUCUAGUUCUCGUCUCUUAUGUCGUGGCUGUAGUGUUCACAGUCAUAUACUGGCGAGAACAAGGAUAUGAUUCAAUGACCAGUUACAGCACGAUUGUGCCUCACGUCGGAUAGAUUCUGCAAACAGAAGAUUUUCCAACAAUAAUUCGCAGAUGUAUCUUGUUUCCACCAAAAGUCUACAUUUGUCAAGAUGCUCAAUGAUGACAAUAUACUCUGUACGACCCAAAAAGUUGGAUUUCUACUUUAUAUGUGAUCUUUCCUGAACGUUUGUGUCGACUGGAUUGAAACUUUGCGAAGAAUAAAGGUAUA